AUGCUGACUAAUAUCCCCAAGCGAGCGGUGUCCCCAAUCAAGCCAGAUUCUGCUCUAUUACCUGACGCUUCUUCAGCAGCAACGUCCGGGAAGGCGCCGCAGGAUAUUCAACUAGAAGCAAAAGAACCGACAAGGCUGGAAUCGGGACCGGCGUCUCUCCGCGCCACACGCGACGCAUCUGCACGACUUCACUACAACCCAUCAAAACCUCGUGUUUCCCGCGUUGCCACAAAGACUAGCACAACAGAUGCUGCUCUGCGUGGUGGCCAUCUAGUGCGUGGCCACUCGAGGAGUCAGUCAUCAAGUAAUGCAAUUACUGGACGCCCUACUUCAAGCGCGCCUAAACUGGCAACUGCUACGGCAUCUUCGCGCUCGCACCAUGCCCCCUCGACCACCAGUUCAGGGGAACCCCGAUGGACAAUCGCAAGGUCGCACAACAGAGCCUUGACUGCGUCGACGCGGCCGAAACCAAACGCAGAUCCUGGGGCAAAUCGCGAAGUUGUUUCGAAGGUCAACAGACCGGUUGCCUCUCACGUGCUUUCUGAGGCGAAUGCGUCGUCUUCCUCCGCCGGACCAACUGUGAAACUGGGCCGAAAACCAGAGGCCAACACCCAUUGUAAUCUCAAGGUGCAGACGACAACAUCAACGGCGACCACCCCGCUGUUUCCCUUGAUUUCUCAACCCGCCGCCGUGCGUUCCGGCUCCGUAGGCCGCGUCAUAUCUGGCACAGAAGUUGCGCAUCUUGAAGAUGAAUUACUCCAAUUGUCUCUUGUACACGAAAAGUCUGCGGCGACUUUCCAGAAUUACCGGGCGUCUGUCAGGUCGCAGCUAGAGACAGGGCUGCAGGAUGUGGAACAGCAGCUAAGCACCCUCACGUCCCUGCGGCAUGAUCGACAAGCGAACAUCAACGCCUUCGCCGUGAGCCAGUGGCUCGACCAGGAACGGGUCUAUCAAGAUGGAGACCCUGCAGCGUCAGACACAUUACUCUUGCUCGCGCAUUGCCUGGAAGAUUUGCAGAAGAUCAGCAGCGUACAUGGGCCUCUGGAGGCUGCCAUGAAGAUAUUUGACGAGUGGUAUGUCUACGCGUCUUCCAUGCGACCGACUGACGCCGGAGAUAAUCUAUUUCGUAAGGGUGAUGGUGAGGAGAACGAAUAUUGUCUCCACUCAAUAGACCCACACUGGUCAGCCUUGGUGUCAUCUGUGGACGGCCGAGUCAGAGCCUGUGCGGCUUUAUUGGAGGGUCUGCGUAGGCCGCCGUCGUCGUCACUUGGACUGUUGAUUGAGAUACACUGCAAACUUGCUGAGCAGAUUCUGCAAGAGAUUCGCAUUUGCAGGACCAUAGAAGGCCUGAUACUUCGGGAACAACAAGAGCGGCUUGCAAGGGAAGUAAAACAUGCUCUGUACGAUGUGGAGUUACGUGAUUCCGUCGAAGGAGUCCGUGACACUACCAGGAUAGGUAUAUGGGACCUUCGAGGAAAGGCUUCCUAG
Messenger RNA from Fonsecaea multimorphosa CBS 102226, 1488 nucleotides. RefSeq lists its product as uncharacterized. The coding region runs from base 1 to 1488 and encodes 495 amino acids. The transcript has a single exon. Lineage: Eukaryota; Fungi; Ascomycota; Eurotiomycetes; Chaetothyriales; Herpotrichiellaceae. The record is from RefSeq and is a predicted model, not a curated record.